UCAGUAGUCUCAGAUAUACCCCACUUGUAGGUUUGGCCAGUUUUCAAAAAUCCAGUCUAUAUUACACUAAAUCUGGCAAAACAUCGUAAAUAAAUUAUAAAAAAUUGUAGGUUUGUAAAUUAUUAUUUUUUUGAAAUAGUUCGAAAGCUUGUAACAUAUCGGACUUAAACCCAAUACCCGAGAAACGAGAAAAACAAUGUCGUUUAAGAAGAUGCUGUUUGUUUGCAUGGGCAACUCAUGCAGCUCCCCAAUGGCUGAGGCCAUUAUGCAGAAUCUAAUGGCCAAGACUAGCCUCUACUGGGAGGUGGACAGUGCCGGCCUGAGGACCUGGAACACGGGUCGCAAGCCCCACAAGCGCUGCAUGCAGACGCUGCGUGAGCACGGCCUGCGAUCUGACCACUAUUGUCGCCAGUUUGCUGUUAACGAUUUUCAUUACUUCGACUACGUUGUGGCCAUGGACGAGGCCGUGUACAACGAACUGCUAUACUGGGGGGGAGUGAACCGUGCUUUCGAAAAGAACUGCGAAAUAUUGCUGCUGAGUGCUUUUGGCAAAAACGGUCAGCCGGCCGUGAUAUUCUCCCUCUCGCCUACUCGGAAGCUGAGAAACUUCCGGACCGCCUAUUACCAGAUCAAGGAUUGCUGCAAGCAGCUGAUUCUCAGCCAAAAGGUAGACAUUUUUAGGUACGAACUGCCCAGCUCCGACGAUGAUAUUUACUUUGCCAACGUCGCCAACAAUUCGAAUGCUAAAAAAGCCGCAACAGCCGUCGGAAAUGCGAUUCAGACAUUGGGGGACCCUUCCGUCACCGAGAGCCGUCGGGGUCGGGCCGCGAAGAAGGGAACCGGCAAAGAAAGUGAGAUGCACGUUGUCACCCCGGAACUGAGGUCCUCUGGCGGACGGGUGGGUCCACGCACUUCGUAUACGACGAGCUCCCAAAACUCUAGCUAUAUGCCCGGGACCGUGGCACCGUCUGACUACAAUACUAGCAAGAUGGACCACAACAUGCAGUGCAGCAAAAACUCUCGUGGCAUGCAGCGAAAACUGUGCCAAAAGUGCGGACAAAAAUUCCUUGCAGCGCUUUGAACCUUCGGUGAAUAUUGGUUGACUAGUUUUAUGCCAAAACACAAAGAACACAGCACUCUUGACCUUCGAUCACAGUAUGUCGCGUAUAAAUUUGAACGUGAAUGGGUGGGUUAAAAAUAAAUAUGACUGUUAUCUGGCA
This is a messenger RNA of Drosophila ananassae, 1220 nucleotides long. RefSeq lists its product as uncharacterized. Lineage: Eukaryota; Metazoa; Arthropoda; Insecta; Diptera; Drosophilidae. The record is from RefSeq and is a predicted model, not a curated record. The coding region runs from base 197 to 1081 and encodes 294 amino acids. The transcript has 4 exons. Gene Ontology annotation, molecular function: protein tyrosine phosphatase activity. Gene Ontology annotation, biological process: protein dephosphorylation.